CAUUAGCUUGUCACAAAUAUUAAGUAUCAAUCCGCUGGGUCGUGACCCCCCCUCCUCCCCCCUUCAACAGACAUAUAUGAAACAAGCAUAUGUGUAAAAUUAAUAUGCCCCGCAUAACUUUUUGUUAUUACCCAACAUCAAUGAUAAAGCAAUCGGUACGUUUCAUGAGUCGUUGUGCAAAGACAGUUUUAGUUGCUUUUUAGUUGUCAUGGCAACAUUUUUUGCGUCCAAAAUGGCGUCUUUGCUUGGGGAUAGACUGUUUGAAAUUAGUGGUCAGGGUCCGCCGCCUCAAAAGGAUUUUUUUCAACUUGUCAUUACCAAAAACGAGGUAAUACUAACCUCAUGGAGGAUUUCUUUGCGACUUGAAUGCAGAGGUCUUCCCCCAAAUCAGCAGAAGACAUCUCAUCAGGACUUCCAAAAUGAUAAAACUCUACAGUAUGAAGUCGGUGCUGUUUUUGGGCAAAGGAUCCUGGAUUACACAGCAGCACUGUGCCAAGGAAAGUUUGAUUACCUGGAGCGUUUACCUGAUGACAUCAUGCUCCGAAUCAUGUACUGCCUCGAGCUGAAAGACACGGCACUGCUGGCACAGACGUCACGCAGAUUCAAAACGGUGAGGACAACGCUCUUCAGCUCUGAGAAGUUUUGGGAGCAGACUGUGAGGAACUGCGCUGGGUUUAACAGGGACAUUGAGGACAUAGCCAAUGCCAUGGGCUGGAAGAGCACCUUUCUAACUUUUUUCCACAACAGUGAUGAUAAAAAACAGCAGUAAAAUAUAUAUUUAAAAACAAACCCUUUUAUUAUUGUUGCAAAACAAGUAAAAUCACACUGGCUCAUUAGCAAACUAAAAAAAGACUUCAGUAAUGAAUGAGGGCUUUUGUGUGUGUGUGUGUGUGUGUGUGUGUGUGUGUGUGUGUG
Messenger RNA from Haplochromis burtoni (Burton's mouthbrooder), 915 nucleotides. It is a transcript of the gene fbxo36a, whose product is annotated as F-box protein 36a. Gene Ontology annotation, molecular function: protein binding. The record is from RefSeq and is a predicted model, not a curated record. NCBI's taxonomy places the organism in Eukaryota, Metazoa, Chordata, Actinopteri, Cichliformes, Cichlidae. The coding region runs from base 209 to 769 and encodes 186 amino acids. The transcript has 4 exons.